AUGUAUAAAUAUGCAUACAGUUUUAUGUAAAGAACAGUAUGGACAAUAGUAAUGUUAGUAGGUUUUAUAGGAGUAAUAGCAUCUGGUCCUUUAUAUUGUACAUUUUUGAUAUAAUUAAUAAUGUUUAGUAUUUUUAAAGAAAUCAUAUCAUUGAAACGAAAUUUUAAUAAAGAAAUUCGUAUUCCUUGGUUUUUUGUAAUUAAUUGGUAUUUUUUUUUUGUAGGGAAUUAUUUUUUCUAUGGUCUUUUAUUUUAAUAAAAACUGAAAGGAGUAAUAAUUUUUAAUACUAUUUUGUAAAUAAUGAUAAAAUAUCACAAAUUUAUAUCUUUCUCAUUAUGGAUUAUAGGCUUUUUAGUAUUUGUCAUAUCAUUAAAAAAAGGUUAUUAUAGAUAUUAAUUUAGAUAAUUUGCAUGGACUCAUUUAGCUCUUAUUUUAGUUGUUGCUUAAGUAUCUUUUAUAAUUGUAAAUUUAUUAGAUGGAAUGAUUUGGUUUAUUUUACCUACUAUGUUAGUUAUUACUAAUGAUAUUUUUGCUUAUAUUUUUGGAAAAAUAUUUGGAAAAACUAAACUUAUUGAACUUUCGCCAAAAAAAACUUGGGAAGGAUUUAUUGGAGGAUUUUUUAGCUCUAUAUUAUUUGCUUUAUUUUUGUCAGGUUUAUUAUAAUAAAUUCCACUAUUAAUUUGUCCUUCAAAUAAAUUAAUUUUUACGCCUUUUAUUUAACCAGAUUGCACACCUAAUUAAAUUUUUAUUUAUAAAUAAUAUGAUUUCCCAGAAGUAUUCUAGGCUAUUUUUAACAUUUAACAUAUCUAUUUUUCAGACUUUUAGUUCCAUUCAUUAGUUUUGAGUAUGUUUGCAUCUCUAAUAGCUCCUUUUGGAGGUUUUUUUGCAUCAGGAUUUAAAAGGGCUAUAAAAAUAAAGGAUUUUGCUGACGUAAUUCCAGGACAUGGUGGUAUUACAGACAGAAUGGAUUGUUAAUUAUUAAUGGUAUAUAUAUUUUUUAUUAUAUUGUAAUUAAAAAAAAAAAAGGGAAUGUUUACUUAUGUAUAUAUACAUUAGUUUGUAUUAGGUAGUCAAUCCUAAAGUGUAGAAAAUAUAUUAAUGGGAAUCGUUUCUCUUUCUAAUGAAAAAUAAGUUUUAAUUUAUAAAUAAUUAGGAAAAAUUUUAUUAUAGAAAAACUUAUUAUUAGAUAAUAAUAAUAAUUAAUGA
Messenger RNA from Ichthyophthirius multifiliis, 1206 nucleotides. RefSeq names its product phosphatidate cytidylyltransferase, putative. NCBI's taxonomy places the organism in Eukaryota, Ciliophora, Oligohymenophorea, Hymenostomatida. The transcript has 3 exons. The record is from RefSeq and is a predicted model, not a curated record. Gene Ontology annotation, molecular function: phosphatidate cytidylyltransferase activity. Gene Ontology annotation, cellular component: endoplasmic reticulum membrane.